AUAAAAAUUACUUUAUGCAUGAAGAUGAUAAUAGAACAAUGUAAUCAAAUUUGUGAUUUUUUGUGAUUGUCUUAUUAACUUAUUCCAAAUCUUUUAUUGUUUUAUAUUUGGUGUCUUCGUUUAACAUGUAAUAUGACUGUUUGACGACGUUGUAUUGCUUUAAGAGAUGAAUAUUCUUCUCUUCACUUUUGUAUUGUGAAAAAAGAAAAAAAUGUUUGGAAGACCGAGGUGCAGAGAAUGGACUCCUUUAACCACACAGCAACUUCGAUUACGAAGUUUAAUUCAGAUUGUCGGCUACAACAUACGCCCACCAGAGUGGUGUAAUCAUCAAUGUAGCUAUUACUUAACUCUACAUCACACAACAAUGUCAGCACCGUUCUAUACAAGUGAGAGAAUAUCAUCACCACAUCCUAAAUGGAAAGAGAUUGAUUCAGAAAUCACUCAACGUAUAUCAUCAACAAAUGUUGUCAUACGAAUCUGGUGUCAUAUGCUCUCACCUUGCAAAGACGGUGAAGAAACAAUUGAUCAAAUCCAAGAUACAAUAAUUCAAACAUGGGGCGUCUAUUUCAGCGGUCUUAGAUACAUUGGCGCGAAUUUAGCACUAAAUUUUAAUUCAGAUUGCUUUAAAAGCAACACACUUGUUUUCCAAAUGCUCGGAGGUUACUUCUGUUCCUAUAAAAGUCUAAAAUUAGAUAUAAUCCCACCAGAAAAUGAAACUGAACAGGGUUCAUUUUCAUCAGACUCAACAGACCGUUCUAAAAUUGAGUCUAAGUUGAUAAAAGACAUACGGUCCAUAUCCCCUGGAAAAUUAAAAAAGUUAGACAAAGAAUACUCUAAAAGUCACAGUCCAGUUGAUAGAGGCUUAAAGCAGAGUUUUCCAACUCUGCGGCCCUCAUCUAGUUUAAAUAUAGGUAGGAAAAGGGAUGACAGCGUCGAGCGAAUGCAUAAUCCCAAUCACAUAUACGAACAUUCGCCGGAUUUAGUUAAAGAAUUUAGGACCAGUGAUAUCAACUGUGAUAUAAACGGCGAAGACGUAUCGAGAAUAGAUUUGAGUGAAACGGCCGAAAGUUACGAUUUGAGAAACGAAAUGGACGGUGUUCCUAAAUACCGAUAUAUGGCACUGAAUUUUCUAAAAUCGGAAAUUAGACAGAGCUACAACGCAACUAAAUUGCAAAACCUCCAUUUACUUCAGUAUGCUAUAAAGAAAAAGCAAGAAGCCGUUCAAGAGAUUAAGGAAAGUAUAUAUAAAAAGUCAGCGUUGUCUGACUCAAUAGCACAGCCAGAAUUUGAAGGAAAGCUAAAGAACAAAAGUAAAUCACAGCGAAAUUUGUUUUCCCCGCUUGAAGAUGACUUAAAUAAGAUGAAAUCUUCUUCGCAGAGUGAUUUGACAAAAAACGGAAAGAUUAAGGAAGAUAAAACACCUAUAUCUAAUGGACCAAGACUGACUUUAAAAUUAAACGAUUUGCUUUCAUAUAAGUCUAAACCGUCUCCCUUCCAAAGGGCAGAGCAUAUUAGAUUAACAAAGCAAUUAGAAAUACUUCAUUUUAAGCGACUUAUCCUCUCAGAUGAAAGAGAUAGCAAAUAUGCAAAUAUUAGAAGACUGAAAGAGAGGCAGGCUAAGUUGUUUGAAGAGAAUCAGGAUGUUGGCUCUGAGCUGAUGACGAACUACUACGCGUUAUCCCGUCGCAACGAGUCGUUAAAGGAGUUGCGCGAAGCGUGUUGUGCGAUGCGUGAACUCGCAGCGCGAAAUCACGCAGCCCUUAAUAACUGUAGAAGCGAGUUAUUGCUGCAUCUGCAGAAGAUAUUUUAUAUAGAACAGAAAGAUGCAACCACAUGGACAAUAAUUGAUGUGCCUCUACCCAUAUGCGGUGAUGAAACGCGAGCAUCGAACCCGGUACCGGACAGUGUGGCUACGGGCUUUGUAGCGCAGGCCACAGUACUGGCUGCCGCGAUUUUAAACCAACCACUGCGCUAUAAAAUUACUUUGUUGGGUUCUGCUAGCAAAAUACUCGAUAUUACACCAGACUUGCCUGAUCCAAACUUACCGCUCUUUGCGAGAGGCGGCGAUAUGACCCUAUUUCGUUAUGCCAUGUUCCUGUUAAACAAAUGCAUAGCACAAUUACUAUGGGGGAGGGGCUUAGCCGUACACGACAUGAGACCGACUUUGGCUAAUUUACAACGCCUGCUAAUUACGCCCUGUAAUCUGUCGGACACGUCAAAAUUAUUCGGUACGUAUCAAUGGUUGGCUGACGGCGAUUGUCCUAGAACGCAGUCGUUAAGAAGUCUAGUCGCCUCUGAUAGAGGAAAAUAUAGCAGGCAGUUUAAUAGAUUUAAGGAAUGCGUAGACGGACACACAUCGCAAAAGAAAUCGCUGCAAAGACAUAAACACUCUAGAAGCGAUGGGAGUUGCUAUCAAGAGGAUGCCAAUCUCACAACGCUAAAUACGUCAUCUACAUCGAUAAUGGGGAGUGAAUCAAAUCUAUAUAAUAUAAAAUUGGCAGAAUCCAGCAACUUCAAGACCCAAUCGAACCCCGAAAUAUCGUCAAUGAAAAGCGAAGAAGUGCUUUUCACUAUCGGUGCUGAUCAGAAGCUCCUCAAAAUAUCAUCAAACAAUGAUGACGUCUCCGAAAUCUGCUCAGCCAUCAAUGACUAUUGCGCGAAGACAGACAUACACAACUUCGAUGUGGCGAAGCAUAUGAAAUGCGAGACAGAUGUGUGUCCGGAAAUUGAGGAUUUAUGUGUGAGUUGCGAUAGGAAUAGUGAUGUGUGUAAUUUGGAGUGUUCGAACAAUGUGUCUGACGUCAUUGUUAUACCCAGUGCCGAGGCGAUUAUUGAAGAUUGACAAUAGCGCCAUCUAGAAUUUAUUAAAGGGCUGUUAUUUUAAAUUAGGUACGGUAGCGAAUAAUUUUUACUCUGUUAAGUUUAGAUAACAAGAGCGAGACCAGACAAGAAACAUUUGCUAUGUCAACUCACGCUUUGCACUUUGUGCUUGUGUGACAAGAACUACUUUUAAAUUUCGAAUUUCGGGCUCAGGAGCCGUUCAAGUAUUACGUCAGCACUAUAUUGUCUGUGGUUUUCUUAUUAGGUGAUUACCUCAAUAGUAAUUAUUUACGUUUUUACACAUAUUACUCACACAUUGUCUAUGUUGGAAAAAGAAAUGCAUUUUCGAGGAUUCCUACAAAAAAUUUAUACGUGUAUGUAUUAUUGUUUAUGAGAGUUUUGCUUACUUUUGCUGAAAAGAGGAAGGGGGGGGGAUAAAUUGGAGUAAAUCCACUUACGUAAUACUUGAAUGGACCCUUAUGGGCUUGCAAAAGGUUAUACACGCAUGACCCGUAUAGAUCGCUACUGUCAUAGCAUUUGUAAUAUUUCUGUAUAGUAUACCUAAUUUACUACACACAUAUAUACACAUAUACAUAUAUUAUCCAUCGUAAAUGAUGAAAAAUUCGUCAUUUAUGAUGGAUAUCAUAUCAAAAAUUUUAGUUAUACAUAAUCGAAUUCUAAAAACUGAAUUAUUUAAAUUAUUGCAUUUGUGUAACUGCAUAGUUAAACUUGAUUAGUCUAUCUAAUAAUAAUGGUAUGAAUAAAAGAGUAUUUGGGUAUCGGACCAUGAAAUGUCGGAACGACUAUCAAACCUUAUAAAACGCGGACUGCCUGUUACCAUGGUUACCAAAUACAUCGUUAACCAUGGUUGUGAACGUCAUGGUCCAAAAUGAUUACUAUUGCGAUGAUAUGAAACAUACGGCAGUAACAAGCGAGUCGUGAUUGCAGUGAUCAAUACGAAAAAUAUAUAUAUAUAAUAAUUUUUAAAUACAUUUAGGGAAGGAUAAUUGUGACCUCCUUACAUUUUUUACAAUACUCUUCCAAUGAUUGUAUAUAAAUCAGAAAUUUCUGUAAGUAAAUUUUUGGUAAUCUAUCUUGAGUAGAUUUCAAAAUGUGUUUCUAUGUGAUAUAAUUUAAUUUCGAUUGUAUAUAAUAAUUUAUUGUAGCUAAUUUAACGAUAUUAUAAAAAUGUGUAAAUUUAUAAUAAAUGGCAAUGGCGUUGGGUUAUUUUCAGUUAUUGAUUAUCUAAAGGUAAAUUCGUGUCAAUAAAUUUAAGUUAAUAUGGUUUCCCCAAGGUUCUUGGAAGUUUUUUUGAAUUAUAAUCUAGAAAUAAUUAUCUGGAAAGGAAAAAGAAACCGUAAUUCUUCUUGUCUAAUCAUUAUGUCAUUUUUGACAGUUGACAUUUUGGAAAAUGGCCGCAACGCUAUUCUAUAACUUGUGAACUUUCCAAUUUAUUCACAUAUUUCAUAAUAUAAUGUUAUUUAAUUUACUUAUGUCAUAAUUUUAUUAUAAUUUGGAAUGUUUAUCUAAUAUAACCCGUGUUUUAUAAAAAAGCUGGGCGCAAAUACCAAAUUUUAAGUAGAUACCUAAUUCAAUUUCAGUUGUAAUUUUGACGUAUUACUUAACAGCCAAAAGUUGUGGAUUGAAAGGAGUGAUUGUUACUAUGGUUAACAUGUCAUGUUUAAGAACAAAAAGGUUGCCAUGGUAACGUCAACCUUUAAUCCACGUAUUGCCGCAAAAUAUACAGAAGCAACUGUAUGAGCCUGGGGAGAAUAUUUAAACCUACCUUUUGAUCCCCAGUGCCUAAAUUCCAGCAAGAAAUAGUCUGUAUAUAUCAGUUACAAAAUAAAAUCAUAAAUCAA
Molecule: messenger RNA, 4682 nt
Organism: Pieris rapae (cabbage white)
Lineage: Eukaryota; Metazoa; Arthropoda; Insecta; Lepidoptera; Pieridae
Gene: Uvrag
Exons: 10
Coding region: 212-2842 (876 amino acids)
Biological process (GO): SNARE complex assembly
Cellular component (GO): endosome; lytic vacuole
Molecular function (GO): SNARE binding
Source: RefSeq, a predicted model, not a curated record